AUCCAUCCAGGCGUUAAGUUAUGGCAAAGCAAGUUUGCAACAUCCAAGCAUGGACCCGCGGACGCCAGGAUAUGCCCAUCUAGGUGCCUAAUGCACCAACUUUCCUUCUCAUUUUUUUUACAAAUGUUCCUUAUUUUAGCCAUAGCUUGUGCUCAUCUGGGCUUCAGCCAAUUCCAGAACUGUCUGGAAGCAUUUGAACAAGCGAUGAAUGUGGCGAAUGAGACUGGCGAUAAGCUGCUCGAACUGCAGAUUUGCGUUGGACUAGGCUCGUUGUUUAUGUUAUUAAGAGAUCUGUCAAAAGCGCUGAUUUUUCUGCGGAAUGCUAUGGCAAUAAUUCAAUCUGUCACAGUUGAUGACGUCCAUGCGAAGUAUAGAUGUACAAUCCUGUAUCACCUCUCAGUGGCAUUGCGGAUGCGAGGAUCACUGGUUGAGGCAAAGGAGGCUUGCGAUGUUAGUGAUUUUUAA
Molecule: messenger RNA, 465 nt
Organism: Cylicostephanus goldi
Lineage: Eukaryota; Metazoa; Nematoda; Chromadorea; Rhabditida; Strongylidae
Source: the annotation of a GenBank genome assembly